Erythranthe guttata (spotted monkey flower) is the source of this 1039-nucleotide messenger RNA. NCBI's taxonomy places the organism in Eukaryota, Viridiplantae, Streptophyta, Magnoliopsida, Lamiales, Phrymaceae. The record is from RefSeq and is a predicted model, not a curated record.
AUGGAGGAAUCAGAUGAAAAUAAUAGAGUCAGAUGGAACAACAGUGAAGUAGAUAGAUGUUUUCUCGAAGCGUGUAUUCGAGAAGUUGCUCUAAAUGGUAGAGAAGGAGGUAGUCUGAAGUCAGAAUCUUGGACCACAAUUAUGAACACUUUGAAGAAAAAUCAUAAUUUUGUUGUUUGUCAAAGACAAAUGAAGAAUCGAUAUGACUACUUAAAACAAAAGUAUCAAGCUUGGUUGCCGUUAACUAUGAAAACAGGCAAUAUUUACAAUCAUGCCACCAACACUAUCAACAUGACAAAGGAAGAGUGGACAGAGUAUAUAAAGGCUCAUCCUAAGGCAAAGAGUUUAAGACUUGCACCUCUACCUUAUCCUGACCUUUGUAGAGCACUAUUCGACGGUGCCACUGCUACUGGUGUUCAUUCUUGGGGACCUAGUUCCCAAGAUCAAAAUCCUGGUGUUACCUCAUUUUCUUCGAGUAAUGUCCGGAAUGUGGAACAAAGAGACAUAGAAGAUAUUUCUUAUUAUGAUGAAGAUGAAAAUUUCAAGGAUACUAGAGGGACUCAGACUAAUGAUUUCGCCCAUCGGUCUCAAGGAGAAAAGCCUAAAAAGAAAAAAAAAACAGUCAACCCUCGCCUGGUGAUAAUAAUUUAAUAAAUGAGAUGUCAGCAGCUUUGAAGUUUAUGAUUAAAAAUCAUAGUGGGCCUUCAGUUACAGAUUGUAUUGCUAAAUUGGAUGAACUUGAAUGGGAUAAGGAAGAUAUCUUAUAUGUUUCAGUUGUUGUAAUCUUUGGCAGUUGUGCAGGACAUAGAGAAGCUUGGAUGGCGCUUCCUAAGGAUAAUGUCGGAGUUCUGAAAGCAUGGAUUAAAAGAAUCGGACAAAAUACGGGAUUUUAAUUUUAACUUGCAAUGGCUUAUGUUUCAAAUUUUGAGAAUUUAGUAGUAUUUAUUUAUGACGAUGGAUUUGUUUUAAGUUUCGUAGGCUAUUGCAAACUUUUUAUGUUAUUAGUUUCAAUUUUAGAAUAAGACUUGUUUAGUUGGUA